CUAUUCCCUCCCUAAAACAAAUUACGUCUUAAAACAAAUUACAAAAAAAGACUUCAUGUUUCACAAGCCAUGAGAGGAUCGAAGAAGAAACCUACCGAAAUUAACUUCGGAUUGUGGGGGAAUAUCAUUAUAUGUGCAAGAGUUCCCUUAAGGUAACUGGUCAGAUUCUUGUAAAAGAUAAGUUUGAUGCUGCUAGAUUUUCACCUUUCUGGAAUGAGAUUGUCAAGAAUCUAAGAGAAGAAGAUUACAUUACUAAUCUGGAAAUGGAAUUGCUUCAAAUGCCUAAAAAUACUGGAACUGUUCCCAUGGUGCAAUGGCCUCUUUUUGUACUAGCCAGCAAGUUAUUCCUUGCAAAAGAUAUAGCUGGAGAGAGUGACACACAAGACGAACUAUGGGAUAGAAUUUCAAGAGAUGAUUAUAUGCAAUAUGCAGUUGAGGAAUGUUUUUACACCAUCAAGCUAAUUUUGACUUUAAUUUUCGACAAAGAAGGGAACGAAUGGGUUGAAAGAAUAUACGAUGACAUUAAAGCAAGCAUAGUGCAAAGAACAAUCCACUUUGACUUUCAACUAAAAAAACUCUCACUUGUUAUGCAAAAAGUCACUGCCCUUACUGGAAUUCUGAAAGAAGGUGGAAGCCCUGAAUCCUUAAAUUCUCAGAGAGACCACAUUAACUUCAAGACCUCAAAAGGGAAUAGGACUUAUCAGAGAGACCACAUCAACUUCAAGACCUCAAUAGGGAAUAGGACUUAUCAGAGAGACCACCUCCUAAAUAUGAAAGAGAAUUGGGGAAAACCUAAAGGUUUUGGCUACUGGUGUUCCUGAAUCCUUAAAUUCUCGUAAAUUGGAUGACAAACUAUGAUGAAUCAAGCCCUAAAUCAA
This is a messenger RNA of Lactuca sativa (garden lettuce), 878 nucleotides long. Its product is annotated as callose synthase 9. Gene Ontology annotation, molecular function: glucosyltransferase activity. Lineage: Eukaryota; Viridiplantae; Streptophyta; Magnoliopsida; Asterales; Asteraceae. The record is from RefSeq and is a predicted model, not a curated record. Gene Ontology annotation, cellular component: plasma membrane.